This is a messenger RNA of Triticum aestivum (bread wheat), 1494 nucleotides long. Its product is annotated as 5-formyltetrahydrofolate cyclo-ligase-like protein COG0212. Bases 77 to 1219 code for a protein of 380 amino acids. The transcript is spliced from 8 exons. Gene Ontology annotation, cellular component: cytoplasm. Lineage: Eukaryota; Viridiplantae; Streptophyta; Magnoliopsida; Poales; Poaceae. The record is from RefSeq and is a predicted model, not a curated record.
AAGUGCACCAGUGCUCCGUGCUCACCAUCCACAAGCACACACGAUCGCGCACGCACGAGCGGCGGGAGCGGAAGCCAUGCCUCCCCUCCUCCUCCCGGCCUCGCCGUCGUUAUCGCUACACUUCGCCGGUGCCGCUGCCGCUACCGCUGCCGCUACCGCUGCGUCGUCCUCCCGCCGCGCCAUGGUCGCUGUGGCGUCCGCGGCGUCCAGGAGCUCGUCGUCGUCCUCGUUCGACGCGUCCGCCUUCGAGGCCGAGCGGCUCCGCCUCGACGCCGACGCGCGGGCCUCGAUGGAGACCACCGCCGCGGGAGCGCAGGCGGAGGCGGACCCUAGGGCGUGGAAGUGGAAGAUACGAAAGCGGGUGUGGGACGUGCUCGAGGCCGAGGGCGUCGCGCGCAACCCGCGCCCCGUCCACCACCGCAUCCCCAACUUCGAUGGCGCCGCCGCCGCCGCCGAUUCGUUAGGGAGGUUGGACGUGUUUCAGAAUGCACAAUGCGUGAAGGUCAAUCCAGAUUCGCCGCAGAAGCAAGUUCGAUUCGUAACACUCUCAGGCGAUAAGAAACUUCUGACCCCGCAACCACGGCUCAGGACGGGGUUCUUCUCCGCUCUAGAAUCUCAGAUGAUACCCGCUGGAUGCAUUCCUGAAGCAUGCACUUCUGUUGGCGCAGCCAAAUAUGGAAGGCCGAUAGGUCUAGAUGAAGUGAUUAAAGUGGAUCUGUUUGUGAUUGGGUCGGUUGCAGUUGAUCCAAGCACGGGAGCACGACUAGGGAAGGGUGAGUGCUGCUUCUUUAAUGAAGAAACAGUAGGGAAAGCCUCUACUGCGCCAUUUUCCUUUCAUAAAUGGAGAACUAUACAAACGGGAUUUGCAGAGCUGGAAUAUGGGAUGCUUCGUUAUAUGGGAGCUAUAGAUGAUUCGACCAUGGUAGUAACAACUGUACAUGACAAGCAAUUAGUGGAUGACAUUCCAGUUGAAAAGCUGCUAAUUCAUGAUGUACCGGUUGAUAUUAUCUGCACCCCAACUCAGGUCAUCUUAACAAAUACUGCAAUCCCAAAGCCACAAGGGAUUUACUGGGAAAAACUAUCUCCCGAAAAAUUGGGCCAAAUUCGAAUUCUAAGAGAGCUGAAGAGACGCAUAGAGCAAGAGACAGGAACAAUACUUCCUUGUGGGCCAUCUGAGAAUCUACCACCAACAGCUCAGCGAAGAAGAAGAGGGCGGUAACUAAGUGUGUUCGCGUUGGAACAGUCAAAGCGCACAUGUGUCCCGGCGCUGAUGCGGCAUUACGUGAUUGGCUCUUGCGUCUUUUGUCCUUCACUAGGAGAGUUGUGACCAAUUUGUCGAAGUCACUUAACUAAAUUGUGGUUUGCGCGGAAAAAUGAAGAAGGAAAAGAUGACAGGUUGUGAACGCUGAAAUCUAAAAUUCAGCCGAAUGAUCUAGCCACCUUAUCCAAAAGUUCCCUAAUUUGAACGUGUGAAUGGAUUCUUUGUCUCCUGUA